Molecule: messenger RNA, 2370 nt
Organism: Rhinichthys klamathensis goyatoka
Lineage: Eukaryota; Metazoa; Chordata; Actinopteri; Cypriniformes; Leuciscidae
Gene: baiap2l1a
Product: BAR/IMD domain containing adaptor protein 2 like 1a
Exons: 14
Coding region: 178-1623 (481 amino acids)
Biological process (GO): actin filament bundle assembly; positive regulation of actin filament polymerization; actin crosslink formation
Cellular component (GO): nucleoplasm; cytosol
Molecular function (GO): protein binding
Source: RefSeq, a predicted model, not a curated record
UCCUCCUUCGAUACAUCAGUGCAGUGCAGUAUCGUGUUCUCCUCGAGCGCGCCCGAGCGCUCUGUUCUCUUCUCUGCCGCUUCACACACGUUAACAGGUGGGACGAAAACACAGAUUUACGGGGAAAGUUAAAACAAAUACAUUGUCACCAAGGACGUUUGAGGAAUACCUGCUAAAAUGUCUCGAGCCCCGGAGGAGGUGAACAAACUCACCGAGAGCACAUAUAAGAAUGUGAUGGAGCAGUUCAACCCAGGACUGCGGAAUCUGGUUAACCUGGGAAAGAGCUAUGAGAAAUCAGUGACCGCAAUGACCUUUGCUGGAAAGGCAUAUUUCGAUGCAGUCUCAAAGAUUGGGGAAAAUGCUGCCGUAUCGCCAGUUUCUAGGGAGCUGGGCGUGGUGUUGAUGGAGAUUUCAGAAGUGCACAAGAAGGUCCAACUGGAGAUGGAGGUGUCUUUCAUGAAGUUCCACAAAGAGCUCAUUGCUGAACUUGAAAAGAAAACUGAUAUGGAUAUCAAGUACAUGAAUGCCACAUUCAAAAGAUACCAGUCAGAACACAAAUUUAAGCAAGACUUCUUGGACAAAUCACAGGCUGACCUGAAGAAACUGCGCCGGAAAAGUCAAGGGAAGCAUUUGUCCAAGUAUGAGAUCAAAGAAAAUGAGUGUAUGGAGACCAUCUCAUCCCGGCAGACAGACAUGCAGAGCUUUAUUGCUGAAGGAUGUAAGGAGGCUCUGAUGGAAGAGAAAAGGAGGUUCUGUUUCUUAGUGGACAAACACUGUGUCUUCUCCUAUCAGCUAGCAGCCUUCCAUGACAAGGCCAAGGAGAUACUGACCGUCAAACUGCCCAGCUGGCAAGAUAAGUGUACCGAUGUCACCGGGGUACCAGACACCGUGAUAUCCAUGAUUGAGGGUCUGCGGACUUCAAUGUCAGUCAUACCCGAGUCCUCGCCUGCAUUGGAACGCCGUGAGAGGACCAAUUCCAGUUCGAUUGUUCCACCCCCAGCCCCUUCACUCAAAGCGCACACAAGCCCACUGGCCAGCAUGUUCUCCCAGGACAUUCCCAAAUGCCCCAUCUCAUCAGAGCAGUACUCAGAUCUAGACAGUCUAGAUGGAAACAGCCUUUCUAGGUCUACGUCUGUGUCUAGCGGUAUGGAUGUGGCCAAGAAGAACAGGGUGCAAACUAUCUUCCCCCACACAGCGGGAAAUAACGAGACCCUGCUUAGCUUUGAUGAUGGAGACAUUAUCACGCUGCUUAUCCAAGAGGAGCGAGAUGGAUGGCUAUAUGGAGAACUAGAACAUACUGGACAGCGGGGCUGGUUUCCCUCAUCUUAUUGCCGGACGUACAACGAGCCGGUAAUCACAAACAGCAGAGUCGAGAGUGUGACUGAUCUUCCAGAGCAGCCGGAGGAAGACGAGGAGGUGGAGGAACCCGUGCUGCUGCCCCCGCCUGACUACAGUGACUCAUCUAGGGACAGACCCAUCAAGCACUCCACCCCCUCUCCACAGAACACGGUGUCUAUGCCAAAUGGUCACUCAGUGCCUCCGUUCCUUGGGGGUGGGAAUCCAUUUUCCACGGUCAAACUACGACCCACCAUCACAAAUGACAGAUCUGCACCAAAUAUAUGAUAAUAGUUCAUUCAGCCCCUGCCCCGAUGUGAAGUGUCUAUAUUGAUGCAUUGCAGAUAUGGCAGAAGAACCAAAUUAAAGGAUUCUGUUACAGCAUCAAGUUUAAUCCUUACAUUUUCUAAAAAUACAAACCAGCAUAUUUACAGGAGGCAUUAUUUAUAAGAAUUUUAGACUUUGAUUAAAUUAUUAUUUUAAAUUGUAUCUGGAUUCAUACACUUGUGUUUCCAAGAAAAUGCACAGCACCAAACAGACUCUUAAAUAUAUAUUUUCUGACCAUAUUGGUCCUAUGUCUGGGGACUUGCGAAGGUAAACCGAAAUCCCAAAUGUAUAUUUUAAGUAUUGGAGCCCCAAAUUAGAAACACCACACAUGCCCAAAUCAUAUUUCAUUUCAAAAUCCAGUGAAGUAGUGUUAGAUUUGCCAGUUGCCAAAUUGUUCUGGUUGGAAUUGAUUAAUUUUAGCCUGUUUUUGUUAUACAAUAUCAUGAUUUCCUUGUUUUAAAAUGCUGAUAUGUUCCUUAUCCUUCACACCUUUUCCACGUUUAAAAGAGAGAAAUGUAAAGACACUUAGUUAAAUAGUUUAUUCCUCAUGUUAAAGAUGAGUGCAAUGUGUGGUGAUAACAUUCCUACUAGCUGCACAGCUGAUUGUUGGCUUACAGGCUUUAUCUGGACAUCAUCUCAAACUUGAGCAUUUUUCACCAUGGAAUAGAAAUGCUUUGGUCCUAACUAAAUAAAUACAGAUUUUUUUUU